Orbicella faveolata is the source of this 2109-nucleotide messenger RNA. Its product is annotated as acyltransferase PGAP2-like. NCBI's taxonomy places the organism in Eukaryota, Metazoa, Cnidaria, Anthozoa, Scleractinia, Merulinidae. The record is from RefSeq and is a predicted model, not a curated record. Gene Ontology annotation, biological process: GPI anchor biosynthetic process. Gene Ontology annotation, cellular component: endoplasmic reticulum membrane; Golgi membrane.
AUUUGUUCGUUACCGCUUCUUUCUUUCGCCUCUUGUGUGGCAAUCGCGAUUGCUUUGCACUUCGAAGAAACUACAUGGUCUCAUUGCAAGGUGAGCGUGUUUUUAAAUAAUUUACUAAGAGAAAUCAUCACGUUUCUUUGUUCCGUUUUCCCUCGAUAUAUUUUGAGAAUUUCUGCACUCGUUUUUCGGUUAAAUCUCGAAUGCAGUUCAUUUACGUGCCAGCCCAGCGAAAUUAUUUCCUUGAUAUAUGAACACGCAUGAAUACAUAAAAUAGAAUUGACUUCUUACUCAAACAUAUCGAAUGGAAUAAAUUAAGCGAGAUUACACGCAACAUUUUGAAUUAUGUUAGUUCGAACUAAGUAUGUUUAACCGUUAUUUUAACUUGACACUAAUGAUAGAAUGAUCUCGAACUUUGUUAUUUUUGGCGUGAUGUAAUAUAUUUAAAGCAAAGUUGGUAUGGAAAGGCCUCGUUCACACUUCUUGUGAUGUAUAAACCACAUAACGGUAAUGUCACGAAAUCACGUAAGGCACCCUUUGACACCAAUGUGACCAACACAACGUAACGACAGAAAGGAACAGAAUAGGCAUAAGCAUAAUGCCAUAACGAAAGAAAAUUCUCUAUGUUGUACUUAAGUAUCAUGUGGUAAUGUCGUGAGUGUGAACCAGGUUUUACUGUGGUGUAAAUUGGGAAGAUAGAAAAUAUUUUAACAUUAGAAGAAGAAGAUAUUUUAACAUCAGCUAUGCACCGAAACUGAGCAGAGCUAUUGUUUUAAUAUAUUUAGAAUCAGAUAACGACCACUAGUCUAAACCCACCCAGAAACGUUAUAAAAGUGAAAACUUUUACCAAUAUCCGUAAAAGCGUGACAACUCCAAAGCGUGACAAUCCACCGAACCACGCAUGAGUGAAAGUAGUUCCGAAUGUUUACUGAUGAUUUAAUUGGUUUUCGGUACAUUACUGAAAGAUAACGUGGACAGUUCGGGCUGAGUCUAUUGACUCUAAUUGAACAAAAUAAAUUAAACUUAAAUAACAAAUAAAGAGGAAAAAUCACGGAAACCACGGGUGCAUGGUACUUUUUUCCGUGUGGGGAAAAUCCGCUGAGCGAUGUGAGUGAAGGCGUGGAGCUACGUGAAGGGUGAGAACUUUGCGCCCGCACUCUUUUUGCACAGCGAGUUUCUAUAACGAAUCUUCCUACCUCUGUGGGGGAGAGAGGGAACAGACAAUCUGAUUUGGACAAUGAACUACUUCCAGUAGCAGGCCUUCACUUCUCGUAUUGUGUUGCUUUGUUGACGUUAUUCGAGAGGGCAAAAUGGUUUCUGCUGACCUCGGCCGAGCAAUUUACAUCUCCAUACUUUCUGAACGGUUUUGUUUGUUUCUUUGCUCUUUACCGCUGCUUUCGUUCUCGUCUUGUGUGUCAAUCUCUCUUGUCUGGCAUUUUCGUAGAGCUAACAGCACUCAAUGUGAGGUUCCAAAUUACCUUCCAUCGAUAAGUGCAGCAAUAGGGGGUCGCAUGCCUGAGAGGUUUAUCUGGAGAGUUGGAAUAGCCUUACACUGUCUUCCACGGAUCCUGGUAAUGCCUUACGCACUUCACAAACAUUUCAAGAAUACCCAGGCAGGCAGGAGAUACAACUUAACUACUUGGUGGUUUGCGCCGCUCAAUCUUCUGAACAGUCUGUUGCAUUUAGUUGAAAAUGGCGCUCUCUUAACUUUAACCUACAUUUCUUCAAAGGAGAACUUAGAUAUCCAUGAAGGGUCGUUUAUUGUGUUCAUGGCUUGUGCCAUAUCGUUUAUGCUCCUGCAUUGCAUCUUAUACCGAUUGACUGCGACUCAGCCAAUGGCUGAUGAGGAAUACAAACUAUUCACAAGAAAAGUCAGCGUCAUGUCCUUCAACUGUUGUUCUUUUGGUCUAGCAGUGUAUUUUUUCUUUAGACACAACUGGUACUGUGAAGCAGGAAUGUACACUCUGUUCGCUCUGGCCGAGUACUGCACCAUUGUAUCGAACGUAGUUUUUCACUGGCUUUGUACGCGUAUUUACAAAGGAGCUACAAUGGCGAUCUUAUACCCUGAUGACUACGAGCCAAAGAUGAGCUGAGAGUAAUCUUGUCUGUGAU